AUGGGUGACUUCACCGACAAACUGCGACCAGCCGACCCUCAAGGGCCGAGCAUUCUGGCGCAAGAGAGAGCCGGAUCCAAUCUGAACGUCGACCAGCUCGCGAACCACUUGCUGUCAAGAAACGACUUCCUGCAGCGCCAGAAAAGAAUUCUCUCUAUCCUGGAGACGAUCCCGAUACUCUGCAAGAAGAACCAGCUCAAUAUGGCCCGACCAGACAGAUAUCACCUGGGUCUGGCACGGGCAAAGAUGCUACGCAGAUUAUCGAUCGAGCAUGGCUGGGAUCGAGACGACUACCUCAUGGCCGACUACCUGAUGGACGAAAUGGGCCCGUACGCGCUUCAAGCGACUAUGUUUGCGACAUCGAUCCGCGAGCAAAGCAACGAGCAACAAAAGGCCUACUGGCUCCCGAAAGUCGAGAACUGGGAGAUCAUCGGCUGUUACGGCCAGACCGAGUUGGGUCACGGCAGCAAUGUCAAGGGUAUUGAAUGCGAAGCACGCUGGGAUCCCAACACCAAAGAGUUCAUCAUCCACAGUCCAACCAUCACAGCCAGUAAAUGGUGGAAUGGCUCGCUGGGCCGCACAGCCAACCAUGCCAUUGUGGUCGCGCAGCUCUUCCUCCCGGAAAGGGGACCAGCCACUUCUACAAAAGAUUCAGAUGGAGCAGACAAAAACACUCCCAGAUACAGAUCCUACGGACCGCACCAGUUCAUCAUACAGAUCCGCGACAUGAAAACCCACCAGCCCCUGGACGGUAUUGUGAUAGGCGACAUCGGUCCAAAGUACGGCUAUCCAGCCAUGGACAACGGCUACAUGCUCUUCAACCAUUUCCGAGUCCCCCAUUCCGCACUGCUGGCUGGGUACUCAGGCGUCGACUCCGAAAGCUGGAUGUACAUCAAGCCGAAAAACCCGGCCGUCGUGUACGGAUCGUUGACGUUCGUGCGCGCCCAGAUCGUGAUGAACGCCCGCCUCGUGCUCGCUCGAGCAGUCACGAUCGCCGUCCGCUACCUCUCCAUCCGUCGCCAGUUUGCCGAUCGAGACUCCAAAGACCCAACCAACGCGCCGGAACAAGCCGUGCUCAAUUACCCGACAGUCCAGAUCCGGAUUUUGCCCUUGUUGGCCACGACUUUCGCGCUGCAUUAUACCGGCGAGGCUAUGUAUAAGCUAUAUUACGGGACGCGCGAAGCGAUCGAGACCAGCGGCGACUUUUCCCGUCUCGCAGAGAUGCACGCCGCCUCAUCAGGUCUCAAAUCGCUCUGUACCACUCUGGCCGCGGACGGGAUCGAGACCUGUCGGCGCGCCAUGGGCGGCCACGGCUUCGGCGGCGGGAGCGGCGUGAUCGCCCUGAACAACGAGUAUCUCUCCAAACCGACCGUCGAGGGCGACAAUUGGAUGAUCACGCAACAGACGGCGGCGUAUUUGAUCAAACGCAUGGCAAAAGUGGCGAGCAAUCCGGGCAUCAAGCCCACGGACACCGUUGAUGUGCAGUUCCAGGAAUUCUUGCAGUCGCCGACUACCACAAAUGACGACGAUAAGCUUGGUAAGAACAACAACGUCAGGCGGAGAGCUGGGUUUGGUAUUCUUGGUGAUGAGAUGGAGUUGGUCAAAGCAUUCCAACAUCGAGCCUCGUAUCUCUCGUACCAAGCUUACCAUGCGCGAGUGCUUGAAAAGAGGUCUUGGACGGACAUGAUGAUAAGCCUGCAUCGGCUUAGCCAUGCGCAUUCUGAGAGUCUGCUGGUCUCGAAUCUUCACCGCGCUGUCUCUGAUGAUGCUGGUAGUGCUGAUGAUGAUACCUCGAUACCACUAGACAAGCCUACCUUGCAGGUCAUGAGGACGUUGUUCCGGCUCUUCGCACUGUUCACGCUCGACGCUUCAGCUUCCGAGUUCUUGGUCUCUGGCGCAAUCUCGCUCGACACCCUGCAGGCCGUUAUGCCGACGGUACAGAAUCUCAUGGCUUCAAUCAGACCGCAUGCUGUUCGGCUCGUCGAUGCUUGGUCUGUGCCGGAUUAUCUGCUGGAAAGUGCUCUGGGGAAUUAUGACGGGGAUAUGUAUAAUAGACUCUUUCAAAAGGCGCACAAGGAGAAUCCGUUGAACCGGGUCACUUUCAAUCCGGAUUGGCGCACGGAAGAAAUAGUUAUGGGGGAAGGGGAGGAGAAUGCUAGGAGAAGGUUGGAAUCGUUGGCACUGGGGACGACGGGGCAUGAGCAGUCUGGCGUGGUGAGGGCGAAAUUGUAG
Capronia coronata CBS 617.96 is the source of this 2232-nucleotide messenger RNA. RefSeq lists its product as uncharacterized. Lineage: Eukaryota; Fungi; Ascomycota; Eurotiomycetes; Chaetothyriales; Herpotrichiellaceae. The record is from RefSeq and is a predicted model, not a curated record. Gene Ontology annotation, biological process: lipid homeostasis; fatty acid beta-oxidation using acyl-CoA oxidase. Gene Ontology annotation, cellular component: peroxisome. The transcript has a single exon. Gene Ontology annotation, molecular function: fatty acid binding; FAD binding; acyl-CoA oxidase activity. The coding region runs from base 1 to 2232 and encodes 743 amino acids.